Oryza sativa Japonica Group (Japanese rice) is the source of this 2011-nucleotide messenger RNA. Lineage: Eukaryota; Viridiplantae; Streptophyta; Magnoliopsida; Poales; Poaceae. The record is from RefSeq and is a predicted model, not a curated record.
ACUAGUCACUAGUCUGUCUGGUGUGUUGUUCUCCUUAAUAACGUAAUUAAUCCAUCCACUGUCAAACCAAGAAACACCAAAAGAUGGAAAAGGAAACCGAAGGCAGAAACCAUUAAUUCUCGCACAGCACAAUGUAUCUGGUCCGAUUGGUGUAGUUAGCUCCAGACCAGCUGGUCAUAAACAUGGUCUCAUCCUCAUACAGGGUGUGCAAAUCACAAUAUCUUCAGUAGACAAUUAAUUCAGGAGGAUGCAUAUCACAAUUAGCAGUAGUUUAGUCAAUUAAUUAAUGCUUCUUUUCUACACUGAUGCUGCAGGUUGCUUACUUAGUAGAUCCAAUCUAGAACACAGCGAGUCAUCUUCUUUAUAUUCAUUCCAUUCCUCCCAAAGACGCAACGUGCACACACCACCACCACCUUCAUCUCGGUGGCUUCGUUCACUCCGCCUACCUACCUACCUUUGCAGUUGGUUUGCUGAACCCUCCUCAAGAACCCACGCGCCUCUCGCGGCAGCAGCUAACCAAGCCAUGGCGCGCAAGAAGAUCCGGGAGUACGACUCCAAGCGCCUCCUCAAGGAGCACCUCAAGCGCCUCGCCGGUAUCGACCUCCAGAUCCUCUCCGCCCAGGUUACACAAUCGACGGACUUCACAGAGCUGGUAAACCAGCAGCCAUGGCUGUCAACCAUGAAGUUGGUCGUGAAGCCCGACAUGCUGUUCGGGAAGCGUGGCAAGAGCGGACUUGUGGCCCUCAACCUAGAUAUUGCUCAAGUCAAGGAGUUUGUGAAGGAGAGGCUGGGAGUUGAGGUCGAGAUGGGUGGCUGCAAGGCUCCAAUCACCACCUUCAUUGUGGAGCCAUUUGUACCCCAUGAUCAAGAAUACUACCUUUCUAUUGUCUCGGAGAGGCUGGGCAGCACCAUUAGCUUCUCGGAAUGUGGAGGAAUAGAAAUUGAGGAGAACUGGGACAAGGUUAAGACAAUUUUUCUUCCCACUGAGAAGCCAAUGACACCUGAUGCAUGUGCUCCCUUGAUUGCUACCCUUCCAUUGGAGGCACGUGGAAAAAUUGGUGAUUUCAUUAAAGGAGUCUUUGCUGUUUUCCAAGACUUAGAUUUCUCAUUUCUCGAGAUGAACCCAUUUACCAUCGUGAAUGGAGAGCCGUAUCCUCUGGACAUGAGAGGAGAAUUAGAUGACACAGCAGCUUUCAAAAACUUCAAGAAGUGGGGAAAUAUCGAAUUCCCACUACCAUUCGGUAGAGUUCUCAGUUCUACAGAAGGCUUUAUCCAUGACUUGGAUGAGAAGACAAGUGCAUCUCUGAAGUUCACCGUUUUGAACCCAAAGGGGCGCAUCUGGACAAUGGUUGCUGGAGGUGGUGCCAGUGUCAUAUAUGCUGAUACAGUCGGAGAUUUGGGAUAUGCUUCAGAAUUAGGAAACUAUGCAGAGUAUAGCGGUGCUCCCAAUGAGGAGGAGGUUCUGCAGUAUGCUAGAGUAGUACUUGAUUGUGCGACUGCUGAUCCUGAUGGCCGCAAGAGAGCUCUUCUCAUUGGAGGGGGUAUAGCUAACUUCACCGACGUCGGGGCCACAUUUAGCGGCAUCAUUCGGGCCUUAAGAGAGAAGGAAUCCAAGUUGAAGGCUGCAAGGAUGCACAUCUAUGUCCGACGUGGUGGUCCAAAUUACCAAACUGGGCUGGCUAAAAUGCGCAAGCUUGGCGCAGAACUCGGCGUCCCGAUUGAGGUGUAUGGGCCAGAAGCGACGAUGACUGGAAUCUGCAAGCAAGCAAUUGAAUGCGUUAUGGCCGCAGCAUAAAUGAAGAUGCAAGUUCUGGGAUCUGCAGGCAAGAUGCUGAAUGCGUGAUGGGUGCGACAUGGAUGAGAGUGUGGUGUAGUUGCAGUAGUUCUCUGCAGAUGGCUGAUUUGUUUCUUGAUACAUGUUAUACUUGGACGAGAUCUGGAUAGGUUAUUGAUGUACUGAAACUACUACUGCGAUGCAAUAAAAGUGAGAGUAGCGUUUCCUGAUUUGUUC